Messenger RNA from Symbiodinium natans, 966 nucleotides. NCBI's taxonomy places the organism in Eukaryota, Dinophyceae, Suessiales, Symbiodiniaceae. The record is from the annotation of a GenBank genome assembly.
AUGCUGCCCACUCUCGAUCCCGCUCGAGAGUCGUCGUGGAUCCUUUGCUACGACGUGAACAGCAUGUACCCAUCCAUCAUGAAGAAACCUUUGCCGAUGGACGGCAGGGAGUGGGUGGACCUGCCGUCGAGUCCAAACAAAAGGCUGCGCUACCUCAACCGACCCGUCGAUCUGGUGGACUACGAUGAGGACGACGAAAGGAGGUUUGCUACAUGGUUGAGGUUAUGUUCGAUGUUCCCUGGUUUCGCGACUCUUGCGUUGAUCGGCCUCCUGGCUGCAAGGAGUUUCGUUCGCGAGACCGUGGAGACGCGUCGCGAGUACAAGAAAAACGGCCGCAAGCUGCAGGAGCGUGCCUUCUUGGCCUUCGUCGACGUGCAGAAGGCUGGCAGAGCGAAGAUCUUGAGAUCUUUUCUCCAAGGAGGGUGGAAGGUGCUCGAGGCGUCCCGUUUGCUGAUGAUGAAGGCGCACUACAGGAUUCGUCGCGUUUUCGACGGAGAUCUUCUCAAGAGCAAAUCUUCAAAGAUCACGACCCGCGAAGGGCAGCGCUCUGCAGGAGCAUCUGGCUCCAAGUCGCCAGCUGGCUCUUCGAGCGUGCCAAGGGUGGACCACGACCUCUACAAGGCCAUCUUGGAGAGCGUCGGCGAGCACAAGGUCGAGUUCCGUCGCCUGGGUUGCCGCCAUCACGUGAACGAGGUCGUGCAGAUCCAGAAGCGUGGCCUCACAGCACUGAGCACGAAGGCUUGUCAGCUCGACUCGCAUCGCUCCAGACCGAUCGGACAUUUCAAGAGGAACGCGGUGUGGGCUUCGUGCUGGGCUGCUUUGCAACGAGGAGCCCGACAUAGCAACCUUCCAUCUGAUGAACCACAUCCUCAGGAUCAUGGCGAGGUUGGCUUCAUGCACCGCGAGAUUUCGAUCGAUGGACGGUUCAAGGGCAAGCUUUUCAACACCAGUUACCUCCACUCGUAG